GAUGAAUUUUGAAGUUAGUCGCAUUACUAAGGAGAUCUCUCAAUUGUAUGCCUUCCCCAUCUUCAAGAAUGUUCCAUACGCCUAAGUACGCAAGUUCUAUGCCAAUUCCAUGUCGCAGACCUUCCAAUGUCUAGAUAUCGUAUACUUGUAGGAACAGAUGAUCAAAUAAAUUUAUUUGGUUAUCAAAGGGAUUUUCGAAUUAAGAGAACUCGAAAAGGGAGUUGCGAAAGCAGUUCACAUAUUCACCCAAGGACAAUUGAUAGGAGAAAACGAAUUGAACAACAAAACAUCAUUGUGCAAUGGCACUGCCUUUUGUAUUAGUGAGGAAGGUUAAUUACUUAUAUUUGAUCAUGACUUUUUCAAAGCCUAAGUCCUGCCCACCAUAGAGGAGAAUCUGCCCAACAAGUGCAAAACUCAAGUGUCCCGAAAUGAGAAAGUCUUCAAUAACAAAGCGUCUCUAACUGGAGAAAUUGUGCCCAAGAAAACUCUUUCAAGACAUUACAAUUUUAAGAAGAGCAGUGAAGAUGUCGAGGAACAACAGAAGCAACCGGUAGUCUAAAAAAAUUAAAUACGAUCGACUCAUUCCAUUAAUUCAGUUCACCAAUCUCAAUCGAAUAAUUCGGAAGAUCUUAAUGAAUCCCAAAUCAAUAAUCUCAAUAGCAUUGCCAAUCCUUCUCAAGUUAAACAACCUGCAGUAUUCAAUCGCUUGAGAAUGAGUCUACGGAAUACUCAGAAAUCAGUGCAUUUGUAGAAUGAAUAGCUGAGGUCUUCGAUCAUAAAUAGUCCUGUGCGAUCCACUGUAAAUAGAUAGAGUUCCUUCUAAUUGAGUCUUUAGAAAAUGAAGGAGGAGGCUGCUCUUAGGAAAUCGCAGUAGCAAAUGAAUUUGAGGAUGCCUCUGAAGAAUGAGUUGCUAAAUAAAUUUUUGAAUCGGAAAGAAGAAUACGGUGACAUAGCUGCUAAAAAUAGGAUGAGGAGAACUCUCUCCCAAACUACGAAUGUGAAAAAACCUGUAUAAAUAAACAAAUGA
This is a messenger RNA of Paramecium octaurelia, 1027 nucleotides long. NCBI's taxonomy places the organism in Eukaryota, Ciliophora, Oligohymenophorea, Peniculida, Parameciidae. The record is from the annotation of a GenBank genome assembly.